Hymenoscyphus albidus is the source of this 3858-nucleotide messenger RNA. The record is from the annotation of a GenBank genome assembly. Lineage: Eukaryota; Fungi; Ascomycota; Leotiomycetes; Helotiales; Helotiaceae.
AGGAACCAGCACCAAGACGACUCCGGCUGUCAUUGCCACUACCAGAUCACGCAGCACAUAGCUGCAUUGCAUAUCAGUGGUGUGUUGGCAGUCUCUACUCCGUACAUAGGUAUACUCAUAAGUAUACUCAUAGGUAUACUCAUCCUCAUCCUCAUCCUCAUCCUCAUCCUCAUCCUCAUCCUCAUCCUCAUCCUCAUACUUGAAUCUACAUUGCCUCUCCUCUCAAUUGUCUUCCUCUGUUCUCGAAUCUCUGCACCAAGGCAGGAUUGAGACCAGCAGUAUUGAGGCCUCCCAUCUGCACUUCCACUUCAACUUCCACGAGGACUCUCGGCUUCGGCUUCUUCUCACCUUUGACUUCUGCCCGCUGCACAUACCCCUACCCAGGUACACUCGGUUACCUGUUCAUCCCCCAAUUGCAAGCCGUUACCUGUACCGUGAUCCAAUUACAAACGCAAACUGGGACUCUUCAUCGUUCCUGUCCUUUCUGACCUCCUCAUUUUGAGGUCUUCCCAGUACUCACAUACACAGCCCAAUCUUCUCUGGGCAAUACCUCCCUAGGUACCAUAGGUAUUCCAUUGUUCACCUGACUCGAAUCUCUGGAUCCGGUCCUCUUCCCAAUCACCCGCAUUUUCUGCCGACCAUCAUGGCAGAACCUCAAGUUUUCAUUUCCGGUGCUGAUGGUAACGAGGUUUUCCAGGCCGCCUACAUCCCAAAGCAAAAGCUGCCAACACCUGCAACUCAUCCCAGUAUGAAGGGAUACAUUUCAACUUACCCCCCUUUGGGUCAAGUUACGGAAGUCGAUGACAAUACCACUGUCUUCACAGCAUUGUUGGAAGUGGACGAGAGCCGAGCCAAUCUUCCUUGGGAGGUGUCACUCUCCUGCUUGGAUCCAUCGACUGGUUCCGGAUGGAAAGACACUCCCAUGAACGUUGCGAGAGAUCUGUCUACUCAUCCCGUUACACUUCAAAAUAGACCAAAUGCCCUCAAGCGUCUCUACUUUACCACCCCUCUUUCAAUUCAGACCCCAACAACCUUUACGGUGAAAUUUCGAGAAAAUUUCAGUGGCUCAUGGAAAUAUGCCAGAGACCCCGAUAUCCAAGGGAUCCCAGAUGGCAAGAUUCUUCUGGCAUCAGUCACUAGUCAAGAUGCGAUAUCAAAUGAACUUGGAGAAUACAUUGAAGGUCUUAAUUCUGAAUUAACGUCCAAAAACUACAGAAGCCAAUCACCAGGUACCACGCUCUGGGCAGUUGAGGCUUCAAUUGAAGCAGCAAAUGGCGAGAUUUCGACAAUAAAAGACAUCCAUUUCGGUCUACCAUGGGGAAAAGGAAAGUUCCUUCGAUAUUUUGCACUUAUACGCAUUUGGGUAGGUAUCCUGCGAGUUUCUUCCUGCUGUUUUACAUAGGGUUUGAUAAAAGUGUCAACACACGGUUGCUUCAGAACACACUUAAAAACAGCCUCACAAAUCUGCCUUGAUACUCCCUGCCAUAAUCAAAAAUAGCAAUACUGACUUCUUUUUCUAGCAACCAUGGCUAGCCCCACGGCAAGGCAAAGACUUUUUCGAUUUGGAUAAAGAGGCUGUACUAUGCUCGUUCCUUAGCGACACGGGAAAGCAUUUGGUUUUGCUAGCUAUUAGUGGUGUGAAUGACGUUAUGACGAUGUUCAAGGCAGAUGAAAAAGGAAAUGUGGUUCUCAAGGUACUCUAUUACGAAGCUUUUGUUCGAGACAUGACUAAUGAAAAAAGGUUCGUAACGACAGUACUCAAAAUGGCACUGCGCAUAUUCUUGUAGGCUUAGGAGACAACUUCGAGUCUGCAAAUGCUGCCGUCAUGUAUCACGCUAGAGGAAUCGUCACAGCUGCACAAACAGCAAGUGGAGAACAUCAGAGAGAACUAGCUGCUCUCAAGGAAGGGAAUGAGUCAACGAAAACCUGGUCGGAGAAUUGGUACGAUGGCUUAACAUAUUGUAAGCACUUGUUUGAACUAGGACGGAUCCUCUGACUACUCUCAACUAAUGUGUAUAGGCACCUGGAACGCUCUCGGCCAACGACUUACAGAAGACAAAAUUCUAAGAGCAGUUGAAACUCUCGCAGAAAAUAAAAUCAAUGUUACCAACUUCAUCAUUGAUGAUAAUUGGCAAGCUAUUGACUACCGAGGACAUGGUCAAUUUCAACAUGGCUGGUCUGAGUUUGAAGCCGAGCGAAAAGCUUUUCCAGAUGGGUUGAAGAGCACCGUCGAGAAGAUUCGAGCAAAGCAUCCAAGUAUUCAACACAUUGCUGUCUGGCAUGCAAUCCUCGGAUAUUGGGGUGGGUUGGAUCCUGAAGGUAAAAUUGCAGAAACCUACAAGACGGUUGAAGUUGUUCGAGAAGAUGCAAAGAGACGCAAUCUUCCACUUGGAGGCAAAAUGACUGUCGUUGCUAAGGAGGACGUUUUCAGAUUUUAUGAUGACUUCUACAAGUUCUUGUCAUCAUGCGGGGUUGAUGCUGUCAAAACAGAGUGCGUAUUCUGCUUCUUCCUGGACUCUUGUUCUAAUAUAUAUACAGUGCUCAGUUCAUGCUCGACAGUUUUGUCUCGGCGAAAGCCCGUAGCGAUCUCAUCUCUACCUAUCUAGAUGCAUGGUCGGUUUCGACUUUACGACAUUUUAGUAUCAAGGCAAUAUCCUGCAUGUCUCAAACUCCGCAAAUUCUUUUCCAUUCACAGCUACCUCAAAAUACACCACCUCUUCUUGUCCGAAAUUCUGAUGAUUUCUUCCCAGAGAUCCCAACAAGUCAUCCAUGGCAUAUCUGGACCAAUGCUCAUAAUGCGCUAUUUACGCAGCAUCUGAACGUCAUUCCUGAUUGGGACAUGUUUCAAACAGUUCAUGAUUACUCGGGAUUUCACGCCGCAGCAAGAUGUGUUAGUGGUGGACCAAUUUACGUUACCGACGUGCCAGGUGAACAUGAUUUCGACUUGAUAAACCAAAUGACAGGUCCUACUAUCCGUGGAAAGACCGUUAUAUUCAGGCCUAGUGUGGUUGGGAAGAGUCUGGAUCAGUAUAAUGGAUAUGAUGAUGACAACUUACUUCUUGUGGGAACAUACCACGGUAGGCCUUCCUUUGCUGGUGUGCUGGACACACUCUGAGUCUUAGUAGGUGCCGCAAUCACAGGAACCGGCAUGAUAGGCUUCUUCAACGUAUCCGGCCGACCACUCACCGAACUCGUUCCCCUCUCCAAAUUCCCAGGCGUAGUUGAAGCGCAAUUAUAUGUAGUCCGCGCGCACUCAAGCGGUCUAAUCUCCAAACCAAUGCAAGUCGUUGACCCCGCCUCCCUCCUUCAAAUCACCCUCGGUAUCCGGGGCUACGACAUCCUCUCCGCCUAUCCCCUCCGAGGCUUCGUAGACGAGGCCAAAGAAGAAACGACAUGGAUAGCCAACCUAGGCUUACUCGGGAAAAUGGCUGGUGCCGCGGCGGUGGUCGAGAAUAAACUUACGAAGCUAGAGAACGGGAAGAUUGUGCUUGAGACGCACCUUAAAGCCCUUGGUGUCCUUGGUAAGAUUAUAUCAAACUACCUUUCUUAUCCCGUUCUUAUACAUAGCUUUACUGACGCGAGUAGGGGUAUACAUCUCGACCCUACCGACGUUCAAUUGGGAGGAUCGAUUAAUGAUUACCAUCCUCGGCAAACCUGUGCCGGUCCAUACAGUGGGGGUUAGUAGUGUCGAUGAGCAUGUCUUAGAAGUUGAUGUUGAGAAGGCGUGGGGGGAGAUGGGUCUUCGUCCUGGAUGGAGUAACGAGGUAGGGGUUAAGCUUGAUCUUAAUCCUGCUUAGUAAGAUUACCUUAUUAAGACAUAAGAAUAUCUAUCUAUCCUUAAUAAAAACUCAUUUGUCU